AUGUCUACGACUGCUUAUUGUGAGCCAAACUUCAUGAUAAUAACUUAUGGAGAACCAAUUAAAUAUACUUCGUACACCACAUUUGCUACGGAUUCAUGGGAUGAUUGUGUUAAGAAAUGUAGAAUAUUGUCGAGUUGUGUGAUGCAAACGUUUCAAUUGGCACAUUUGUCUGAAUUUCCUGUAAACUGCAAACUUUAUGAUGUAAAUAAAGUAUUCCAACUCAAAAAACUGCCACCGUCCCAGGAAUUACUAGUUGCAUUCAAAGUCGUUACAAAUAUCUGUCCCGCUAUUGCGGAAAACCCUCCGACAUUUGGGAAUCAAUCAAAUUAUGGUGUUGCUUCAAACAAUAUGGCUAAUUAUACAUAUGAAAUCAGCUACGGAGCGCUUCCAGUGUGUCCAGAUGGUUGGACUAUGUUCAGUCGACCCACUACCAAAUGGUGUAUUUUGGUCAUAGGCAAUCCAGACACCAUGUUAAAUUAUCCUGAAGCUCAAUCAUAUUGUGAAAGUCUUAAUUUGACAGUCACUGGAUUAGAGACUACAGAAGAACGGGAUUUCAUUGCGAUUGCGGGAGUGGAUAAUCUUGGUCCAGACUAUCCACAAUUCGCUGGAUUCUGGGUAUCUGGAAUGAGGAAGUCCGAGUGUUAUGCGGAUGGAUGA
Messenger RNA from Caenorhabditis briggsae, 657 nucleotides. The record is from RefSeq and is a predicted model, not a curated record. NCBI's taxonomy places the organism in Eukaryota, Metazoa, Nematoda, Chromadorea, Rhabditida, Rhabditidae. The transcript is spliced from 6 exons. The coding region runs from base 1 to 657 and encodes 218 amino acids.